UCGUGACGCUUGUGAUUUGCAUUUCGUUUUGUGCUAAUUUGUUUGUAUACAAAGAAAAUCGAAAGUUCCUUUCAUGGAAUUCCUAAUUGUUAAAAAAUGAAUGUUUGUCGAACUUGCCUGGAUGAUUCUAAUUCCGACCUCGUACCGGUGUUCUCCAAACUUGAGGGUGAAUUCAUCGCUAAUAUUAUCGUUAAUUGCAGUUCUAUAUCGAUUGUCGAAGACGACGGAUUACCAGCAUUUGUGUGCUCAGAAUGUCUAACGAGCAUCAAGCAGAUUCUAGUGUUCGCCAAAAAGGCUCGUGAGUCGGAUCUCAAGUUGCGCAACGUGGUAAAAGCUGAAGCCAACCCGGAGCAAAAAGAGUUAGGAGGAGAAUCUAACUGGUUUGACGUACUAGUCACGCAGGUAAAAACUGAGUUUGGCAAUGAGGACGAAGAUUGCAAGAUUACCGAUAGAGAUAGUGACCAAAGUGAAGGCGAGGACAGCGGAAACGAUGAUAGUAGUGAUGGAAAACAUUCGGCUAAUGACACUGGAUCAGAAAGGCACACCAAUAGUGGGAAGAACAGCACAACUGAACGAAAAGACGUUAACGAUGAUGAUGACGAAGAGGAAGAUGAUACUUUAGAUGCAGAAGAAAGAAAAAUACUAGAAUUAGUUAAAAUAGAUGUGGAUAGAUUUAUUUGCUGUCUCUGCAGUUACGAUUUUGAAUCUCGCGAUGAGCUAGAAGCUCACGGAAAACAGAACCACGUGAUAAAGAGAAGAAUCAGUCGAGCACACAAGCCGUUCUUCUGUGUGGUGUGCUAUAAAAGGUAUUGUACCAAAGAAGCGCUUCAAGUUCAUCUGAAUUUAGCGGAUGACCUUAUAAAUCGAAAGAUAUACCGUUGCAAACUUUGUCCGGCUAGGUUUUGGUCUGUGAAACGUAGAAGACAUCAUGCCCACUACCAUCCAAAGAUCGCUUUGGAAGAAAUACUGGAGGUUGGAAAAAAGGAGCGCGUGACUAAUAACGAUGGGAAAAAGGUUAGAGCCAGGAAGGGUCGAUCUGGUAAGAAUUUUGAUAGUGAUGAUAACUCAGACGAGGAAGAACUUUCAUUAGCAAACGUUGCACGGAAGGCUAGCAGAAGUAAAUAUGAGAGAGACUGUAGAUUACUGCGUAAAAUAGCAGUAAAAUCACAGCAAAAAUCUCGUGAAAAACAAGCUACUGAAGAGGAUGACGAUGAAGAAGAAGAUGUUGUAGAUGAAGUUCUGGAUGAAAAAGAAUUGGAAAUGAUGGAGCAGGUCUCGGUGGCUUCGGGAAGACAUAUAUGCUGCCUUUGUAGUUAUGAUUUUCCAACACACGAUGAGCUGGAAGCUCAUGGCAAACAAGUACAUGAAAAGAAAAAGAGAGUUAGUAGAGCCAACAAGCCGUUCUUCUGUACGGUGUGUUACAAACGUUACUGUACACAGGAAGCUUUGGAUGCCCACCUAAAUCUAGCGAAAAAUCUGAUUAAUCGAAAAGUUUACAGAUGCAAAUUUUGCCCUGCCAGAUUUUGGUCCUCGAAACGGAGACGUCAUCACGCUCAUAAUCAUCCAAAGUACUCCUUGGUAGAGGAACCGGAAGAAGAGAAAAAGAAGCGACCUCCAACGUGCUGUAACAAAGGAUGCUACGAUGAGUUCGAAACUGAACAAGAGCUUAUCGAGCAUGGUAAAAAACUACAUGCGCUGAAGAAGCGUUCAGUUAUCGAUCCUGCUCUGCCAUACGAGUGUCCGGUAUGUUUCAAGUGUUUCGAAACGAAGAAAUCCCUAACCAGGCAUCGGCUGCGCAGUGUACGACCGGAUAUGGCACAAUGCAGUAUUUGUGGGAAGGAGUUCAAGUUUCGGAAAUCGCUCGAACAUCACGAACGACAGCAUCGUAACGAGCGACCCUUCCCGUGUGAGCAGUGUGGCAAGCGGUUUGGCUCCAAGCAGCAACUUAAAUGGCACUAUCUAGUGCACAAGGAGGAUAAACCGUUCGUUUGUACCGUUUGCGGUUGGAGCUUCAAGCGAGAGGGUAACCUGCAGUUUCACAUGUUGACCCACUCGGACGAGUUGCCGUUUAAGUGUGACGUGUGCCAGAAGUCGUUCAAGGGUAAAUAUCAUUUGCAGUAUCACAUGCGAACGCAUACUGGCCAUAAACCGUGGCACUGUCGUUACUGUGAGAAGUCCUUUGCAGAUCACGCAAAUCGGGCCAGGCACGAAAUCUCUCACACAGGUAUUAAACCCUACAAAUGUACUUACUGCGAUAAGAGUUUUAUCCGUAGACGAUGUCAAAUAGAACACGAGAGCAUCCACACAGGAAUCAAACCAUACCGCUGUGAACUGUGCAAUCGAACCUUCAGCCAGAAGCCUGCCCUGAAGCGGCAUCUGGAAAUGCAUCCCCUUGCGUUAGAAAAUCAAAUUUCUCUUGCCCAGCCGUCUCCGAUGCCGGCCGCUGAUCCACCUGUGACUGCGUCCUCGCCAGCAUUGCCUGUGCAAAGUCAAUAUUCGCAUCCACCGCAAGCAACGACAGAAUUAAUGCCACCUCCUCGUGACUACGGUAUUCAAUAGUAGUUAAUAAGAUGACAUCGACGUUGCGCAACUCGGCGCCCACGUUUUUGUCCAGCUUUGCUCUGUUUACUUGAUGGAAUGUUGUAUCCUCUAGAAGAGUAAUAGUUGAGUAAAUUUAUUCCAAAUGCAGUUAAAAUAAAUACCUACCGUUCGUGAAUUUUUCAUAUAUUAAUCCUAUCAAAUAGUAGAUCACAGUAUCUAGCAGCAUCAUGAAUAUCCCAAACAUCAUGUCGUUUUCGUCAAUCGAACCGCUAAAAGCGGUAACGAAGUCAGCACUGCGAUAUUGCAGUUCCAUGCGCAUAAUAUGGCGCCAAGCAUAACAAAAGGCCGUUGAAAACGACAAACUCUAUUACAGAAAAAAAUCUUGAUCGUAAUUGUUUAAAUUACACCGUUCGAUCGAACUUACCGCCACAAAUUUCCACCCGGUACUCAGCACAGCUCCCAGCGAAAUGAUUAUAAUGUACGGUAGGAAUGUCGCAAGAAACAGAAUAACCGUCGAAACGGAUCCAAUACUGGCGGAGGCGAAAAACAUUGAACACAUGUAACAGAACGCCAUCAAGCAGACACCGAACACCAGAAGGUACACAAAAAGGAAUAAUUUGCUGGAAUGUAGCAGUAUUCCACCACAAUACAAUAUGAUAAGACUUAGCACAAAUACGAUGCAAAGCUCGACCAUCGUCGUUAUUGCCCAGGAAAUGGAGUCCGAGUUGGAUUUAAGGCCCAUUGAACGCAUUAACUGAAAUUAAAAACGAUGUUCAGUUUUCCGAAUCCAGUCUGCUAAUUCUCAAAUUAAAAUUACCAUAAUAUUGCCACUUUCUUUCAUCCAGAUCUUUUGCCGAACGGAG
This is a messenger RNA of Wyeomyia smithii (pitcher-plant mosquito), 3404 nucleotides long. Its product is annotated as zinc finger protein 37-like. NCBI's taxonomy places the organism in Eukaryota, Metazoa, Arthropoda, Insecta, Diptera, Culicidae. Gene Ontology annotation, cellular component: nucleus. Bases 97 to 2559 code for a protein of 820 amino acids. Gene Ontology annotation, molecular function: zinc ion binding. The transcript has 6 exons. The record is from RefSeq and is a predicted model, not a curated record.